Molecule: messenger RNA, 1431 nt
Organism: Exophiala viscosa
Lineage: Eukaryota; Fungi; Ascomycota; Eurotiomycetes; Chaetothyriales; Herpotrichiellaceae
Product: ribonuclease H-like domain-containing protein
Exons: 2
Coding region: 1-1431 (476 amino acids)
Cellular component (GO): P-body; CCR4-NOT complex; CCR4-NOT core complex
Molecular function (GO): nucleic acid binding; poly(A)-specific ribonuclease activity
Source: RefSeq, a predicted model, not a curated record
AUGGCUCCGCCUCGUUAUGGCAACCAGUCCCUGAACGGGCCAUACCACAUACCACAAAAUCAUCUACAAUCACACAACUCGUCUCACCAGCAUGGCGCACUACCUCCUCCAAAUCACCUUAGUACACCUUCCUUCGGCGCCGGAGGUUCAUCCAACGCGAGUCCGUUUGCGAUGGCUGGCAACCUGAACAAUGGAUUCGACAGAAGUAUGUUGGAAGGUGGCAUCCUUCCUGGUCAGAUGACACAAAUGGGUUUCGCAAGAGGCGGACCUGUACAAGCGCAUCAGAACUAUGAUGCGUUGGGUGGACCUCUCGAGCACAAAGACGAUGCGAGAAUCCGUAAUGUCUGGAAACACAACCUCAAAGAAGAGAUGGCGACCCUAAGACAGCUUGUCGACACGUAUGGGUACAUUGCAAUGGACACCGAGUUUCCUGGUAUCGUUGCCCGACCGAUUGGCCAAUUCACCACCAAGGCCGACUACCACUAUCAGACAUUACGAUGUAAUGUAGAUCUGCUCAAAAUGAUACAGCUUGGAAUCACACUAUUCAAGCCAGACGGAUCUUUACCACCUCUGGACGCAGUCCCACCAGCCAAACCACAAUUCCAUCCAAAUCUCCUACCUACUCCGUACACAUGGCAAUUCAACUUCCGGUUCUCCUUGGAGACAGAUAUGUAUGCCCGUGAAUCGACACAGAUGCUCACCAAGGCCGGUAUCGACUUCGACAAGCACGCCAAACAUGGCAUAGAUCCUGACGACUUUGGCUCGCUUCUGAUCAGCUCCGGUCUCGUUCUGGAUCCUGAUGUACGUUGGAUAUCUUUCCACUCCGGCUACGACUUUGGCUAUCUCAUGAAGCUCAUGAUAUGCAAACCGCUUCCCGAGGACGAGGGUCAAUUCCAUAAAUACCUGGAGAAGUUCUUCCCGUCACUAUACGACAUCAAAUUCAUGCUCAAACAUGCCGGUGUCAAAGGACAAAUCAACAGCAAUCAAGCUCUGACACAAGAAGCAGCUUUGAUCAUACAAAGAGUCAUGACCAAGUCAGGCCUACAAGACAUCGCGGAAGAACUUGCAGUAGCACGGAUUGGUCAAGCACAUCAAGCUGGUUCCGACUCCUUGCUUACUGGGCAGGUCUAUUUCAAAAUGAGAGAAAAGAUCUUCAACGGGACUAUCGAAGAAGAUAAAUACAGGUUGCAAGUGUGGGGUCUGAACGCACAGAUGCCCACAGGAGGAGGUCUCAACAACCGUGAUUUCAACACGCCCAACAUGAACGGCGCCACAUUUUACAACCAGAACGGUACACCUACGACACCUCAGACGGGAAAUAUCGGUAUGGCAAGCGGACCUGCACACACACCGGUGCCCGGUCAUAGUAUGCUGGGAAGCAUGACGCCUGGAGGAUUUGGCAACUUCCAAUAUCAAAAGGCGAUGAGUUAG